AGAACCAGAAACCGUGUCAGUCGCGCGUGUUUGCCGUGCCAUUCCGCGAAACGGAAAUGCAACAAGGCCCGGCCAUGUUCACAAUGUCUGAAGCGGCAAAUUACCAGCAAUUGCAUAUACGAGAGCGUCACAGAUGCCGACCUGGAAGCUUUGGAAGCGGCUGAUCCUGGUCUCCUAUCUGAAAACCAAGUUCUGCGCUCACGGGUGGGAGAAUUGGAGACGGCCAUUGCAGCACUGCGC
This is a messenger RNA of Amorphotheca resinae ATCC 22711, 240 nucleotides long. RefSeq lists its product as hypothetical. Gene Ontology annotation, cellular component: nucleus. Lineage: Eukaryota; Fungi; Ascomycota; Leotiomycetes; Helotiales; Amorphothecaceae. The transcript has a single exon. Gene Ontology annotation, biological process: regulation of transcription by RNA polymerase II. Gene Ontology annotation, molecular function: RNA polymerase II cis-regulatory region sequence-specific DNA binding; zinc ion binding; DNA-binding transcription activator activity, RNA polymerase II-specific. The record is from RefSeq and is a predicted model, not a curated record. The annotation marks the transcript as partial.